Molecule: messenger RNA, 1965 nt
Organism: Pestalotiopsis fici W106-1
Lineage: Eukaryota; Fungi; Ascomycota; Sordariomycetes; Amphisphaeriales; Sporocadaceae
Exons: 2
Coding region: 1-1965 (654 amino acids)
Biological process (GO): nuclear-transcribed mRNA catabolic process, nonsense-mediated decay; positive regulation of translation
Cellular component (GO): cytoplasm; nucleolus
Molecular function (GO): mRNA binding
Source: RefSeq, a predicted model, not a curated record
AUGGCGACCGCCGCUCGUACACAGAAUGGCGUCACAACGGGAUCAAACGCCACCGGUGAAGGAGGCAGAAAGUCCAAAGCCCAACCCACCGGCCAGAAGCUCAUGAUCCGACACCUGCCGCCACUCAUAACAGAGGAGGAGGUACAAGCUAUUCUCGGAGAGGAAUGGAUGAUUGGCAACGGCAAGGUUGACUGGGCUCAGUUUCACGCAGGCAAGGUGUCCAAGAGUGCUUUCAAGGAGCCUCGGCCUUCCAUGUACACACUUCACGUUGUCAAGGAAGAGGACGUCUCUGUUCUCAAGGACUUUAUCCUGCGAGCAACAUGGCAUGACGCUAAGAACUCACACACCAUGCUUAACUUUCAGGUCCAUGCGCAGAACGUUUCAACCCGUGUACCUAUCGCCAAACAUCGAGUCGACCCCCGACAGGGCACUAUCGAUCAAGACCCCGAGUUCCAAGCAUUCCUACACGACCUCACCCAACCAAAAGAGUCUCAACCGAAGGACAUUGAAAAUGGCGAUCAGCUUACAUCGAGCCCCGAAGAGCCAGGCAAGGAAAGCAAAAUCUCCCAUCUAGUUAGGUACAUUCAGGAGAAGAAAGCUGCCAAGGCCAAAGAGGCUGCUGCCGCGAAGACUGCUAGACACAGCCGACAGGAAUCGCAAAGUAACAAGACCAAGACUGGAGAUGACUCCAAGAAGAAAAGCAAGGAAAAGAGCGGCGCUGACAAGCCGGACAAGGAGAAGGAGAAGGAGAAGACCAAGGAGCCUACACCUAAAAUCCUGACCAAGAAGGCUGCUGCUACCCAAGCUUCCACUGCCGAGGCCUCGAAACAACAAACUGGCCAAACUGCAGCGGCCAAGCCUGCAGAAGAGGCCGCUCCGAAAAGCCGACGUGCUAAUAUUGCACAGGCUGCCAAGAUCCUGCAGCGCGAUCUGGGCCUUUCCCCCGGUAGUGCUCAUCGACGAGCUCGGCAAAAUGCGGCAAAGGCUGAAGGUGCAUCCACCACUGAACCUCCUACUGGCACAUCCACCGAGAAGACAGUGGAAGAGACCAAGGAAGUCAAGGAGACCAAGGAGCCUAAAGAAUCCAAGGAACCCGAAGCUCCCAAAUCAGCUCCUACUGGCCCAAAGGCGCAGGGCGGCGAAGGGUCUCGUAGAUCACGCAAUAGAGGCAAGGGCGCCGCCAGCGCCGCCAACACAACAGAAUCAGCCAAGGGCAAGGCUUCAGAUGGUGCAGCAGCAAAGCCUACCACUGGACCUGUUAUUUUGCUGAAAAAGGAAUCCAGCAAGAAAGAGGACACUGCAUCUGGGGCAGCUUCAUCGCCCACCACUCCCGCUACAACUUCAACUCCGACCAACUCGACCUCGACAAGCACCGCUGCCCCUCCGACGGGCCCAAAAGCCGGUGCCGGAAAAGGAAAUAGCGGAAAGUCCAACAAUCAGCCACAACAAAAGAAGGCUGCUGCACAACCAACAUCAGGUGCCGUUCGCGCCUUUGUGAAGCAUGCCAACCCUUCUCAAGGCAUCACGGAACCUCUGCUCAAACAGGCCAUGGAAGCAUUUGGCUCGGUCACAUUUGUCGAGAUAGACAAGCGAAAGGGGUUUGCCUAUGUUGACUUUGGUGAUGCUGAGAGUCUACGUAAAGCCAUUUCAGCCAGCCCAAUCUCCAUUGCCCAGGGCACUGUUCAGGUCCUCGAACGGAAAGACAAGAAGCCUGCCGCACCUACCAAUGCUGCCACUUCAACCCCGGCGGCACAGCCGUCUGCCUCGGCCGAAAAAGCUGCCGCCGACUCGCAGACACCCACUCCUGCCACAGCUUCAGCUUCCACUGAUCGACCUAAAAGGGGAAAUCGUGGUCGCGGACGCCGAGGAGGAGCAGGAGCUGCUUCUGCCAAUGCUACAUCAGCCGCCAAUACCACUACUAGUAACGACACUGCACCUGUAGCAAACCCUCCAGCGACGGGAUAG